Messenger RNA from Chiloscyllium plagiosum (whitespotted bambooshark), 4034 nucleotides. Its product is annotated as amine sulfotransferase-like. The record is from RefSeq and is a predicted model, not a curated record. Gene Ontology annotation, molecular function: sulfotransferase activity. Lineage: Eukaryota; Metazoa; Chordata; Chondrichthyes; Orectolobiformes; Hemiscylliidae.
CGCUUAUUUGAAUAUGUAAUUGCUCACUAUUUAAAAUUGACAGUUCCCCAGUGCCCAUUCUCGAAACAACGUUUCGUUUUUCCUCUCUCUUUCUUCACGGCUUCUGAACACUAACAAUGACUGAUAAUCAUGAUCUUUUUGAAUACAAAGGCUGCAACUUUAUCUCCAAUAUUCACACCACAGAGUAUUUGGAAGAACUGAUUAAUACUGAAAUAAGAGAUGGUGAUGUAAUUGCAGUCACAUAUCCAAAAUCCGGAACUGUGUGGAUGCAACAAAUUUUGACUUUGAUUUUUUCCAAUGGCGACCUAGCCGCUGUUCAAAACAAACUACCUGUAGAACGUGUUCCUUGGGUUGAGGUACCAACGAUGUGCUUUCUGACACUGCCAUCACCUCGUUUGGCUGUCUCACAUUUGCCUUAUCACUUGAGUCCAGAGGGUUUGAAGAAAACUGGAAAAGUUAUUUACAUUUAUCGGAACCCAAAGGACGUGGUUGUGUCUUUGUAUCACUUCCAAAAUUACAUCACCCUCUUAAAAACACCGUCAGGUUUUGGUGAAUUUCUGGAAAUGUUCAUAGAAGGAAAAGUGAUCUAUGGCAGUUGGUUCGAUCACAUCCAGAACUGGUAUGCCCACAGGAAUGAAUUCAACAUCCUAUUUAUGUGCUAUGAGGAAAUGAAACUGGAUCUAAGGACAUCGGUGCAAAAAAUAUGCAAAUUUCUUGGGAAAGAGUUGGACAAUGAAAAACUUGACACCAUUGUGAAACACUGUACUUUUGAAAUUAUGAAAGUGAAUCCGAUGGCGAACUACGAAAAUGUUGAAAGUAAAAGUGAAAAUGGAGCAUUUCUUAGAAAAGGGAUAAUUGGAGAUUGGAAAACUCAUUUUACUGUGGCCCAGUCAGAGAUGUUUGACAAGCUAUUUGAAGAAAGAAUGAAAGACUUCCCUUUGAAGUUCAUCUGGGAUGGCAAAUAACUAGACCUCAAUAUCUAGAUUGGCCUGUGAUGUGUACCUAUUAAUUUUUUUGACAUUGUUAAAUAAAAACCCUAUUACUUUUAUAGAAAAGCAAACUGGUAGAUUGUUGUACGUGGAAAUGAAUAUAUAUUUAAAAGUAAUGAAUUUGGAGAUCUACAGGGGAUGGGCUGGAGAAUCAGGUGAGCUGGGCAGCUCUUUUGGGAGCUGGUACAGACAUGAUGGGUUGAUUGACUCCCUUGGUACUGUAAACCUCUAUGAUUCAAUUAUUUUAUUUAUCUGAACCUUAACCAUAAACACUUAACCUGUGAUAUUAGUCACCCUGUUUCCAGUCAUUGUUGAUCUAGCCUUGUGUUCCGGAUUUUUUUGUCUCAUUCAUUUUUCUAAACUUCCUCUUCUGUGAAAGCCUUCCUUUUGUAUAAAUAUUUCCGAAGUGCACAUACUACAUUGAAUUCAUCUACCUGACCUAUUUACAUCCCAUCAGUUCUAAUCCCUUCACUUGCUGCUAUUAAUUCUUGAUGAUCAGGUCCUAAUGUGUUUUGGGAAUUCAGUUCCUGUUUUUCUAAUAACUUUUCUUGUAACCCCAUUCGAAGAGAUGGUAUUAAUAAUAGGCUGAAUUUUUACCAAAUUUUGUCUAAGUGUCAUUUUCAUUGAGUUAAUAAAAUUCCUGUCUCGUGAGGCCAAACAGAUUUUCUUACAAUAUUGUCACAAACUUUCCUCAUUAACUACCCCAAUUAUCUGAUACUCGCUGUAUUCUACUGAUCGCCACUUGCUGGAUAUUCUGGAUUACACUAACAAUCUUGUGCAAUCUUUAUAUUGCCAUUGCUCAACAAGGUAGGGGCUGGCAUUUUGAGGCUUCCCUGAUGACUGUAUCCCCUUCCAGAGGGCAUGGCAGAUGAGAGGAAUUAUCGCUGCUAUUUGCUGAAAGGGUCCUCAACAUCCUGCUGGAUAGGGUGAUCCAGAGAAGUGACCACCAGAGGAGGCCACAACACCAGAUCCUGUCUGAUCCAGAGUGGACCGACAUUACCAACAGGAUCAGUCUGGUUUCAACCAUCCAGCAAGAUGCCCAGCAGUAUAACAAUAAGGUCAAUGACCUACUCCACUCUGUCAGGGUUAAGUGCCUCUGUUUUCCCUCUGUUACUUCACAUUCACUAUCCUUGCUGCUGCACCCACGUCCCAACAGGGCUCAUGUUACAACUCUCUCUCUUUUGCAUGCAACAUCUUCCCUCACUCACUCUCACCUAACCCAGCCCCCAGUCUACUAACCCUGCACAUCCUCUGCUUUUCCUACAUAGAUUGAACACACACCAUGUCCAAAUUAAACUCGCAGAGCAGCUGCUAACUUCCAUAAAGCAAAACUCUCUUCCUAAAAUCUACAUCUUUACACGUUUGUUCUGUUCCCAUCCUAUUAUUACAAGGCAAGGUUGAGGGUUAACUCUAAGGUGACCAUCUUUGAAAUAUUGUUCACAAAUAUGUCUCCUUUAAAAUUCUUUUGCAGAGAUCAGGUCUUUCCUUUUUACCUUCCUCUGAUCUAGUUCCAAUGACUGGCUUUUACAAUCUUUCCCUUGUCCUCACACAUGAGAGAUGACGCAAAACUGAAAUAAGGCCCAAGAUAGAUUGAUGAUUAGGACUUUGAAGAAGAGAUGCUCUAAGCACCACUCAAGCUAUUCAAGGAAACCAGCCAUUUCUUCCCAGCCUCCACUUGAAAUUGUCAUUUAAAAAGAGGGAGGAAGUAAACAUAUUUAUCAUGAGCAAGGAGUUUUCCCAUUAGGUUCCAUGCUCCUACUCAAUUCAUUUCCCUGCAUUAUGUCAUCUUUUAAUUGUACUGAAAUGCUGAUAAUGACCUAAACACAGAAAAUGCUUCUCCUUAUACCAGCAGUGAGAAACUGUCACCUAUUUCUGAACUUGAAUUGUCUGGUCAGAAACUGAACUGGCAAUCCCAACCAGGAAAUCAACGCUAAAAUAGUAACAUGAACCACCCACAUAGCACAAAUUAAAAUAACAUGAAUACAAACAAAAUCAAGCAUAUGUAUUCAAGAAAAGGCCCAGCAACAAUGAUCUGAUCAAUAAACUGACAGUGGAAACGAACAAAAAACAAGUUUUAUCAAAACUUGAAAUGUUUGAAUAAAUGCUGAGGAAGGGGACUUUGUAUCCAAAAUGCUGAGUAAUUUCAACCACUCACAGUUUGGGUCUUCGAUGCCGCUCUGUGAUAAUAUUUUCCCCGUCUGUCAGAUGGUUCAUGGUUAUGUUAUGGAGAUUGUGCUGUCAGUGUUUCAAUUUAAUUAAGUUUUGAAGGUUAAUCGGCUUUCAGAUUCAUGCCAGGAUUUAUAACACCAUAAACCACGAUCAGGCACAUCUGAUACCUUGCUGUCAUUACCAGGUAUUUCAAGUUCCAUUCCAGAAACUUGAAUACAAAACUGAGGACGACACUUCAGUAUAACAGUAAGGGGUGUGAUGUGCUGACAGUGGCUCUAUCAUUUGGGUAAAAAGUUUAACUGAUGCUUCACUUUCAGUUUCAAAGUAUAAGCUCCUACGGCAGCAUUUAAAGAGGACCAUAGACGUUCUGGUCAAUACUUAGGCUGCCACUAACAUCACUAUAAGAGAUAAUCUGUUUGUUUUUGCACUGCUGCUUACUGGGGCUUGCCAUGCACAAAAUGCUUCCUUGUUUCAUACACUACAACAGAGAUUACACUUCAAAAGUACUUCACUGAUUCAAAAUGUUGGGGGUGAGGAGGAUGAUGUUUUUUUCUCAUAAAGGGCUCUAUUUAAAUGUAAUUUUUAAAAAUAAUUUGCAGGAAUGAUUUGAAAGAUUAGUAAAUCAGUUAUUGCAUAAUAAUUCAUAUAUUUUAUGCUUGCAUUUAUAUGUCACUCAUCAUUUAUGGCACUAAAUCAAAACGUUGCUCAGGUAGCUAACAGGGAAUAAGAUGUGGCAUGUGAACAAAUAUUGCAAGAUAUUGAAAAAAAAGUUACAUAUAAUAGCAUCAGUUAACUUCUAAUUGUUGUCCUGAUAUACUGUAUGUUUAUUUUUUUCUGGACAUUUAAAUAAAUCAGAUGACUCAUACUUAUGUGGUA